AUACAAGUAAAAAGAAAGAAAAUCCAAGUCUAAACCAAAAAAAAAAAAGAUUUCAUUUUCUUAUUAACUUUGUCCUUUGCAUUAUGCAAGUAACCUCCCUCCCUUUCCCAUCACUUUCAAGCUAAUAUAUCCUAAACUCCAUAGCCAAUCUGAUCACUUGGUACAAAAAUCACCAUCAAAUAUAUAUAACAUACUAUAUAUGUAGAGGAUAAAUAAAAGUAGAAUGCCAGAUGAACAAACGGUUAAACAACGGGGGAAGGCCAAAGGGGGGCAGAGGGCAGCAUGGAAAUAGCUGGAUUUGCAAUGUAAAACAUUGGAAGCCCACCCCCAACUGACUCCAAUUUAAAGGUAUCGGUGAUAUUCAGCCGAAUCAUUCUGAAUCCCAGUACCUAAUAUCUUCUUCUUCUCUUUUUCUUUCUUGGCGCUCGUUUUUUCUCUUCCAAAACCCGCCUCAACUGUGCUGUCUUCUUCCCCAUUUCCAGAUAUAAUUUACUCUCUGUUUCGGUUCACAAUUUCCAAGUUCUUCCUCCAAUUUUUGAAGCUUUUUGGGUACUGGGAUUCUUUCUUUCUUUCUUAAUCUUGGUGGGUCUUUUUGUGUUGCUGUUGUUGUUGUUGUUGUUACUGUUGAAUGUUGAUUGCAGUUUUGGUGUUUUGACGAACGGGUGCGCUUCAUUUCUUGCGAAAUUCGAAGAACUUGUUCGGGCAUUUUUCAGUAGUCUGGAUUGGAGUUUGGAGAAAAAAUGGAGGUGUCGUCUUCUGCUAAAACAACAACCCAAGUGGUGCAAGAGAUUACGAAUCUCCACAAAUCUUUGCCGGCCAGACCUGAAGUUGAAGAAGUUGAAGCGGCCAAGGUUCUGAUCAGCAAUGUGGAUAAAGAAGAACAAGCGAGACUCGAGGCCAUUGAAAGACAGACCAAGAACCCGGAUGUCCCAGAAGAGCUUUUCAGGAUCUUGCUCGAUAUGCAGAGGAAUUUGAUCUCUUUCCAUAGCAAAGAGCAGAAGAGGGAAGCGUUGAAAUUGCUGGACCUUGAAGGUGUCCACAACCUGUUCGAUGAAUUGAUUCAGAGAGCUUCCAAGUGCGCUUCUUCUCCUUCAACCGCUCAACAAAGUCCCAUUGCCCUUUCCCUCUCAUCCUCUUCGUUUUCUAGCGCUAGUUUGAAUAGAAACUCGCCGUCUCCUUCCGUAUCUGGGAGUGUCAGUACCUCCUCCGCAGCCACUUCAAGCUUUUACCAUUCUGACAAAGGACCUACAAAAACCACCUCUCAAUUAUUCACCCGAGAUGACAGUUUUGUCCCAAAAGGCAAGUCAGCGCCGUAUAUGGAUGGCUUUGGAGCUAGGCCAGGCGCUUCUUCCUCGCCCUUUAUAAAAGAUCCAACCUUAAAACUUCCAACUCCUCCAGGUAAAGAUGGUGAAAAGUUAAGCUUGAUGGCGCUGGCUAGUCUUAUUGAAGUCUCAGCAAAGAAGGGCAGCCGAGAACUUAAUCUCAGAAACAAGCUGUCGAACCAAUUAGAAUGGCUGCCUGAUACUAUAGGGAAGUUGUCCAGUUUGAUUACUUUAGAUUUGUCUGAGAACCGUCUUGCGGCUCUGCCAGAUACCAUUGGAGCUCUUUCCCAAUUGAAGAGAUUGGAUUUACAUGCGAACAGGCUCUCUGAACUUCCAGGCCCUUUCACAGAUCUCACCAGUUUGGUGUGUUUGGACCUCAGGGGAAACCAGUUAGUAUCUCUGCCUGCUUCUCUUGGGAAGCUGAUUCAUCUCGAGGAGAUUGACCUCAGCUCUAAUAUGCUCACUUCGCUCCCUGAAUCCAUUGGUAAUCUGGUGAAGUUAAGGAAAUUGAAUGUGGAGACGAAUAAUAUUGAGGAGAUUCCUCAUACGAUUGGUCGGUGUACAUCCCUUCAGGAGCUGUCUGCCGAUUAUAACCGGCUUAAAGCGCUCCCUGAAGCUGUUGGAAGGAUUGAGACUCUGCAGAUUUUGUCUGUGCGUUACAACAACGUCAAACAAUUGCCAACAACCAUGUCCUCUCUCGUGAAUCUGAGGGAGCUUGAUGUAAGUUUCAAUGAGAUUGAAGCUGUACCGGAGAGCUUAUGUUUUGCCACCAGACUUGUCAAGAUGAACAUCGGAAACAACUUCGCGGAUCUGCAAGCACUACCGAGGUCUAUCGGGAACCUAGAAAUGCUUGAAGAGCUGGAUAUUAGCAACAACCAGAUACGGUUUCUUCCAGACUCCUUCAGAAUGCUGACUAAUCUUCGCAUCCUCCGAGCAGAAGAGAAUCCUUUCGAAGUACCCCCAAGACAGAUAUUCGAAAACGGUGCACAGGCUGUCGUUCAAUACAUGAUUGAUCUAUAUGAGAAUAGAAACGCCAACCCACAAGCACAACCAGUUAGGAGGCACAGAAAGAGCUGGACGCACAUGUGCUUCUUCUCGAGAUCAAGCAGAAGGGACCGCGAUCCAUCGAACGACAUGAGGGCUUGAUCAUUUGCACCAUUGUGGAGAAGAAUAAGCCAUCUCUCUUCCAAGACUGUGAUGAAUUACAGGCCAAGCUGGUGUUGAUGAUGUUAAUGAGUCAGCUGCAUCAAAUUGGGGGAAGGUUCUCAAAAUGUAGCUCACUCUGCAUCACACCAUGGAAGAUUCAUUUUCCUUCUCUCUCUCUCUCUCUAUCUCUAUUUCUCUAUUUCUCUCUUCUCUGUGUAAGUUCGGUAUUCUUUGUGAAUUUUGUAUGAUAGGGGAUUUCAUUUGAUGAUGGAGAAUAUAAUUGAGGUUGUAAAUGGUUGGGGAAGAUACUGAAAUGCUUUCCACUUUGGGUUUUAGUGAGCGAAAUAGAGCACAGAAUGAAUGAACCUAUCCCUCCCAUUUGGGAACAUUCAUUUACUCAAAAACUAAUAAUAAAUGAUGGAAUGGCCUUCACUUUCUCUA
This is a messenger RNA of Momordica charantia (bitter melon), 2909 nucleotides long. RefSeq names its product plant intracellular ras group-related LRR 4 (gene PIRL4). Gene Ontology annotation, molecular function: protein binding. The record is from RefSeq and is a predicted model, not a curated record. Lineage: Eukaryota; Viridiplantae; Streptophyta; Magnoliopsida; Cucurbitales; Cucurbitaceae. Gene Ontology annotation, cellular component: cytoplasm.